AAAUGGCCCCGUAGGGCAACAAGGAUGGUUAGUUUUGACCCUACUUAUUUGUGCCAUAAAAAAAAUCGAUCCUAAUUGACAGCUAUUUGGACUUUUACAUCUGCCAAACCCUUUUUCUUGAACUGUGGUCACUAAAUGAGGGGAGUCUGGUCUGGGAAGUCCCAUGCAUUCCUUCAAUAGGAUGGGGAGCGGGGAUAGUGUCUCCGGCGAUCUCAAGAAUAGGAGGGAAUGUUGACCAGGGAGCACCACUGCGGCCGACCAGAGGAGCAGGAACUGGAACCCUGGCCGAGUCCGAAAAAAGCCAGAUCUGGAAGGUGGCUGCGGAACGGUUUUGAGUGGAAGAUGGAGGAGCCGGAGGAACCGGCGGACAGUGGGCAGUCGCUGGUCCCGGUUUAUAUCUAUAGUCCCGAGUAUGUCAGUAUGUGUGACUCCCUGGCCAAGAUCCCCAAACGGGCCAGUAUGGUACAUUCUUUGAUUGAAGCGUAUGCACUGCAUAAGCAAAUGAGGAUAGUUAAGCCUAAAGUGGCCUCCAUGGAGGAGAUGGCCACCUUCCAUACUGAUGCUUAUCUGCAGCAUCUCCAGAAGGUCAGCCAAGAGGGCGAUGAUGAUCAUCCGGACUCCAUAGAAUAUGGGCUAGGUUAUGACUGCCCAGCCACUGAAGGGAUAUUUGACUAUGCAGCAGCUGUAGGAGGGGCUACGAUCACAGCUGCCCAAUGCCUGAUCGACGGAAUGUGCAAAGUAGCAAUUAACUGGUCUGGAGGGUGGCAUCAUGCAAAGAAAGAUGAAGCAUCUGGUUUUUGUUAUCUCAAUGAUGCUGUCCUGGGAAUAUUACGAUUGCGACGGAAAUUUGAGCGUAUUCUCUACGUGGAUUUGGAUCUGCACCAUGGAGAUGGUGUAGAAGACGCCUUCAGUUUCACCUCCAAAGUCAUGACCGUGUCCCUGCACAAAUUCUCCCCAGGAUUUUUCCCAGGAACAGGUGACGUGUCUGAUGUUGGCCUAGGGAAGGGACGGUACUACAGUGUAAAUGUGCCCAUUCAGGAUGGCAUACAAGAUGAAAAAUAUUACCAGAUCUGUGAAAGUGUACUAAAGGAAGUAUACCAAGCCUUUAAUCCCAAAGCAGUGGUCUUACAGCUAGGAGCUGACACAAUAGCUGGGGAUCCCAUGUGCUCCUUUAACAUGACUCCAGUGGGAAUUGGCAAGUGUCUUAAAUACAUCCUUCAAUGGCAGUUGGCAACACUCAUUUUGGGAGGAGGAGGCUAUAACCUUGCCAACACGGCUCGAUGCUGGACAUACUUGACCGGGGUCAUCCUAGGGAAAACACUAUCCUCUGAGAUCCCAGAUCAUGAGUUUUUCACAGCAUAUGGUCCUGAUUAUGUGCUGGAAAUCACGCCAAGCUGCCGGCCAGACCGCAAUGAGCCCCACCGAAUCCAACAAAUCCUCAACUACAUCAAAGGGAAUCUGAAGCAUGUGGUCUAGUUGACAGGAAGAGAUCAGGUUUCCAGAGCUGAGGAGUGGUGCCUAUAAUGAAGACAAGCAGUUUGUGGAAUUUGUGACUGCAGGGGAAAUUUGAAAGAAAUUACUUCCUGCAAAUUUCCAAGGGGCACCAAGUGGCAGCUGGCUUCCUGGGGUAAAGAGGCAGGCACCCCAGAGUCCUCAACUGGGCCUAGGGGAAGAGGGAGAUAUCCCACAUUUAAAGUUCUUAUUUAAAAAAACACACACACACAAAUGAAGUUUUUAAUCUUUGAAAAUUAUUUUUAAGUGAAUUGGGGAGGGGAGUAUUUUUAUCGUCUUAAAUGAAACAGAUCAGAAGCUGGAUGAGAGCAGUCACCAGUUUGUAGGGCAGGAGGCAGCUGAGAGGCAGGGUUUGGGCCUCAGGACCAUCCAGGUGGAGCCCUGGGAGAGAGGGUACUGAUCAGCAGACUGGGAGGUGGGGAGAAGUCCACUGGUGUUGUUUUAGUGUUAUGUAUCUUUGGUUUUUUUAAUAAAAUCUUUGAAAACCUA
This is a messenger RNA of Nomascus leucogenys (northern white-cheeked gibbon), 2001 nucleotides long. RefSeq names its product histone deacetylase 8 (gene HDAC8). NCBI's taxonomy places the organism in Eukaryota, Metazoa, Chordata, Mammalia, Primates, Hylobatidae. The record is from RefSeq and is a predicted model, not a curated record. Gene Ontology annotation, molecular function: histone deacetylase activity.